Messenger RNA from Porites evermanni, 4193 nucleotides. The record is from the annotation of a GenBank genome assembly. NCBI's taxonomy places the organism in Eukaryota, Metazoa, Cnidaria, Anthozoa, Scleractinia, Poritidae.
AGAUUUAUUGACGACGAGCGGUUAACUGCGAACGGAUUUGACGUCUGUUUGAAGACUGGUAAGUGUGCAUUACCGGGUUCGUUCAAAGUGUUGAAUUCGUGAGGGAGUCGUGAAAUUUGCGGCGAACCAGUUUUCUAGACCUUGAAAAGUCUAGAAAAAUGGGGUAAAUCUAAAUUUGCAAUGCUCUCCCUUGAAUUGUGCAGAUUUAGGGCCCGAAAAACUCCUUUCCGGUGGUCCGGAACAAUUAUUCGAUUUUCUUUGCUAGUCAAGUAGGUUUCUAUCUUGCCCAAUCAGCAAAUCACUUAGCAACUACAAUAGAACCUUCCUAACUCGAACUCUGAAGGGAAGCGAAAAACAGUUCAACUUAGCGAGAGUUGGAGUUAUUGGGUUCGAUUCCAAAAUUCAAUUUUCAGUGUUAAAAAUUGAUAGUUACUGAUUUUUCAGCACCUCCGGCAGUGUAUUGUGCUACUGCAGUGCAAGUUUAACUUAUUUAUCAGAAACGGUAACAUGAUUAAGGUUUUUUUUUAUGAUUAAACGUCAUCUGUUCGUUGCACCAGUUAAAAUCAAAUCGCUGUUAAGUGUUAGCCAGUGUUAGAUUUUUUUCUUUUUUCUGAUUGUGUAACAAGAACAGCUAAAAGAAUGGCAUGCGAGUAGAGUUACAGGAACCAGAAUUCGAGUUAUCGGGGUAAUUUCCAGUGACUUUUUUAAUUCGAGUUAUCCGAGUUAAAGUUAUCCGAGUAAAAAUGACUGAAAAGUGGGGUGAAAUCCGAGGGAAAUUGGACUAGUAGUUCAAGUUAUCCGAGUUCGAGUCAACCGAGUUAAAAAUGACUGAAAAGUGGGGUGAAAUCCGAGGGAAAUUGGACCUAGUUCAAGUUAUCCGAGUUCGAGUUGUCGGGGUUCUACCGUAAAUCAAUAACUUAGACAAGUGAGCAAUGGCCCCAGAAAAGCAAAGGUCGAGAGCUGCAUGUCCAAAUGACAAGCUGGAAUUAAAGUUCUUUGUCGAACCCUAAACUGCACCUGAAAAAUGUACGGUAACGUACCCUUAUGGUGAGUAAAAUCGUGGGAAGUAGUCGUGAACAAGUGACUUCAGCUCGGUUUCCUCUAAUCUUUCUGAUCGUCUCGUCAUUGAUCCAAAAAUGUUUCCAUACGAUCCACAGGAGUAUAUGUGUAUAAUACUCAGGCAAAAGUCUUUUUGGGAAAGUAUUGGCCAAAUAGAUCACCCCUGCCCUGUGCUCGAAUUUGAAUAGGCUGAUCUGCAAGACAUUCCUGACUAAUAAAGGGAUUUUCUUUACCACUGUUCGUGACUGGUCUUGCUAUGAUUGGCCUGUUAAAAAAGCUAUGAUCAAUUUGCCAACCAGGUUGAAGGGGAGUUCGAAACGCAUUUCCGGUAAUUCAUAGAGUCCGUCUGCAGUGGCGGAUCCAGGGGAGAGGCCACUCCCNCCCCUCCCUUAUUUUUAGACCGAAAUGAGGCCCGAAGGGCCGAAAAAAAAAUUGAGAGCGUGCCCCCCUUAUGUCAAAGUCUGGGUGAUCCCCCGCGCCCAUCUGAAGGUCUGGAUCCGUCACUGGUCUGUGACGCAGGUUACCAGCCAGGAUUAGUCAGUUUUCUUCCUAGUGGCGAAGAGCCAGAAACGGCUGUAUUCUUCGGCUUCUAAAAUGUAGGCGUCCCUGCAGCCACGUACAAUUUAGGUGCUUGAAGUCAUCUUCUACACUCAACUGCUGACCUUUUAGGAAACGCCUAUGGCAUCGCUUCCUUUCUCAAAAAUUGUCUGUUACAAUCGCGACUAAAGAUUUGUUAUUUUUUCCCUUGAAAUAGAUUCAGAGAGUGGAGAGACCAAGCUAGAGCUGCACAAAAUGUCUACUACUAUUCCAUUCUAUGGAGUGCCAGAUCUGGCAGAAGUUCUUGGUAAGUACAUUAACCGUAGCUGCCCAGUUAUAUCAGACAUCUUUAGAUUCUAAGACGAGUACAACUGCGAGUACGAGAUUUUCUCAAUACUAAGUAGCUGUGAGCGUGCGUGAACCAGCGUCAUUUUAGCGGGAAAACGUGGUAGCCGUCCUCAUUGUACUACGCGUUUUAGCGAGGAUUUUGUUAUGACGGAAACAUGUAAACGAAUUUUACAUCGGAAAAGGACUUCAGUUAACCUCCUUCAAUAAAGAUAACAGUCCUAACUUAUUUGGUGAAAAAACUUGCAAUGAAGCUUUCUGGGGUGGUUAUCUUUUGAGAAUACACGCGGAAGCUAUCAGCCGUCAAAUUUCGUCCUCCUAGUUGUUCUUGUCCUCGAAUCUAAAGGUCUCUAUUGAGUAAACGCAUGAGUGCAUCGACUUGGAUUUCGGUUCGUCUUCCCUGAGCAAGCAUUUAGUCCCAAACAGUUUUGUAGUCGUUUUGUAUUGGCUGCCUUGUUACCAGUUUUUUUUCUUUUUUCCGGCUUGGUUUUUAGUAUUUACGAAGUCGUUUUCAUUGCAUUCUGGUUUGUAGAGUGCCUUCCACAUGUACGUUAGCUUUUUCUAUUUCUUGCAUCUCGGGUGAAAGUUUUUUUGGCUUUACGAAAACUAACAAAGUGGGGUUUAAAGAUUGAGCAUAAAUUGACAACAAAUUCCUCAAGAGGAUGGUUGCCUUCACCUCAACAAUUCUCAGUAGUUAUGAUGGGGGCCUCCAUUUUCUAUUUCAUUUCUGUUGUCUACUUGUAUUGAAUUUCACAUAGGAAAAGUUUGAGAAAAAUUAUCAGUAAACCUUCAGAAUAUUAACCUUAAGAGACCACUCUUCUUUCCUAUGUUUUCUAUUUUAGAACUCGUGAAUCAACAAAAUGGCGACAGUAAUUCCAACUCUUUGACAAGCUGCAGACCAUUUAAGGUUAUCCACUAUCUACAGGUUUGUAGCACCUCCACAGGCUUGUUAUCUUGUUGACACUGCGGAUUCAAGUUCACUUCUACAGUUAACUUGUGUUUGCUUAGCAGUAAGCGAUCUUAUUAGUGUUAAAAAUAAGGUAAUCAAAGAAAUCACAAGAGAGUCCACUGUAAAUACGAUGUUUAAACUGAGAAGAUAUGUUUCAAAAUGUUUAGAACGCUCAUCCCUUUUUGGCUAGGUUAAACACACAAAAGUAUCAAACGCAAAAUUGCGUGGGAUUACAUGAACUGAUAGUCUUCAGAACUUAAAGAGCAAUGUAACAGAAGGUACCUCUGGUGGUUUUUUUUGGUGUUGCGGGAAACCAUUGUUGGUUAGCUAAUGUUUUGUGGUGUGACUAUUGUUCAGUGUCCUUUCAAUCUUUUUCAUUACGUCAUUUGGUGAAAACCAAGAAACGAGCAAAGAAGUUUACCAAAAAGUGUGAUGCAUGUGCAGAAAUGUUUUUGUUUUUUGUUUUGCUUAUGAAACUUAUCGGUUUUUUACUCUUAUUUACUUUCUCGUUGCGCGGCAACCUAUUCUCAGCCGUUACUAUAGAAACAGUUCUUUUUAUAUAUAAUGACGACAACCAAAUCCUGCUCUUUUACCCAAGACAAGAAUACAAACAAAGCUGCAAUAACAAAAGCGACUUGAGGUUUCCCAAUAUUUCGGAAGGAGAACAGGGUGCAAAAAAAAAAUCAUUUUUACAGCUUGCCAUUCGGGCAAGCUGAAGCUAGCAUCUGCUAGCCCAGACGUCAUUUCAACUAGCCCCAAAAGCUUUUAGUCGAGCAGAAUUGAUUUCACACUUCUUCUGUUAUUCGAAUUCCUCAAAGAACAUCACUUGCCCGUUGGGCAAGUUAAAAACAGAUUUCACUAGCCCGAUAGCAAAAUCCACUAGCCCCGGGCUAUCGGACACUACUUUUUUUGCAGGCUGAAGAAGGACGGCUUGUUCCUCCGAAAUAUCGAGAAACCUAUAGUCGCUUUUGUCUUUGCUUUUUAAAGUGCCCGUGGGCGAUUUUUUCGUAGUCUUUCCUCAAUUUGCAACGAGAAAGGACCAGUGACCAGAGCCUGAAAUUCAGCUUUUGAAGCCAGCUAACCCAAGCAACUUGUUUUAAACUUUUUUUUUUCUGUCACUUUUCCAUUUUUGUUUAUGUAGGGCGAGGCGGUGCGAGUGGCUCGAGGCCUGAGUUCCCGGAUGAGUAGAAGCGAAGUCAGUGACAUAAUCUCCCGGAUGACCAAUCAGAUUCCAGAAGAUACGAGGACUUGCGUUCAUGGCCGACCAUUCUUCGAAAAGAUUGCGCAGAUUGAAAGCGAAUAA